This is a messenger RNA of Aspergillus eucalypticola CBS 122712, 2809 nucleotides long. RefSeq names its product repressor protein. Lineage: Eukaryota; Fungi; Ascomycota; Eurotiomycetes; Eurotiales; Aspergillaceae. The record is from RefSeq and is a predicted model, not a curated record. The coding region runs from base 154 to 2571 and encodes 805 amino acids. Gene Ontology annotation, biological process: chorismate biosynthetic process. The transcript is spliced from 2 exons. Gene Ontology annotation, molecular function: 3-phosphoshikimate 1-carboxyvinyltransferase activity; shikimate 3-dehydrogenase (NADP+) activity; 3-dehydroquinate dehydratase activity.
AUUGAUCCUUAUUGGGUUGCUUCGGAUACACUGCUGAUAUCAUCUUGAUUUAUCGUUGCUCUAAGCAACUUAGACUUUCUGCAGCGGACGGCCUUACUUCCCGCGCACCGACCACACAAGACCUCCGUCCCACUGAUCACGUAAACGUCCACAAUGCACAAAAUAUCCCCGGUAGAUAAGCGCCGGAGAUUCGAUCCUGAUGCCUCUCUGGUGCUUGUGGGCAUCCGGGGGUGCGGAAAGCGGUCUCUGGGAUUUGUCGCUGCCACUGCGUUGAAACGGCGGUUCAUCACGGAAGACCACUAUUUUAAAGAGGUGACCGGACAUACCAGGCAUGAGUAUCUCAAGCGCUAUGGGAGUCAGGAAUUCCAGCAACGCGAUGUCGAUGUCCUCAAGUCAAUGCUUGACAACCACCGCUCCCGUUGUGUGAUUGAAUGCGGUCUCGGCAGUCUUACCCGUCCGGUUCAGGAGCACCUUCGUCACUAUUCUGCGACCAACCCCAUUGUAUACAUAGUUCGCGACAUGGAUCGCAUUCAAAGCCUAUUAGGUCUGGAGGAGCAAUCAGUCAAGCUCCUUGCCGAGGGCGAUCCUCUACACAGAACAUGCUCGAAUUUCGAGUUCUACAAUGUUGAAGAUCAUUCCAGUAUCGCUUCCCAGACGGAUGAGGGAUCACCGGACCGACGAUGCGUUGAUUAUUCAUUCAAGUUGAAAGAAGCGAAAGAGGACUUCACGCGCUUCGUGCGUUUCGUGACUGGCACCGAUGUAGGGCACACCAGUUAUGACUCGCCUUUUGUUCUGCUUGAGACUCCCCCGGAACUCCGGUCCUUCACCCAUGCCAUUUUUGUUCGAUCUUCCGACCUGGCAGAAGGCAAUGUCAACCUACAGGAGCUUGAGUCAGGAGGUGAUGCCAUUGAGCUGUGUGUUGACCGCUGGAGCACGGGAUUGACAGCAACUCUCAGCAAGCAGGUCGCUCUACUCCGGAGAAAUGCUCGUACGCCCAUCAUAAUCUCAAUAGAUAAAUCCUCCGCGGGAAUUGCUAAAGGUGAUCUGUCUGCUACAAAGGUGAACAAUAUAUACUUCGCUAUUGUGGAACAUGCUCUACGCUUGGCGGUUGAAUAUUUGGCCGUGGACUUGAGCCAAGAACGGUCUCGAGUGGAGGAGGCAAUCCGUACCAGAGGCAACACAAAGAUCAUCGGUCAACGCAUAUUCGAACCUUCUGCGCCAGAGACAUGGGAGAGCGAAGAAUGCCUUUCCCUCUAUUCUGAAGCCGAGAAGCUGGGGUGUCAGCUCGUUCGCUUUCUUCGAGUGGCUACGUCGCGCGAGGAUAAUGCGGCGGUUGCUAAAUUCACAAACAAGGUUCAUGGCUUGCCUGGCGAACAUCCACCGGUUAUCGCAUACAAUAUUGGCCGUCUUGGCCGCACCUCGCAAGUGUUCAAUUCAAUCCUCACAUCUGUAACACACCCAGCAAUCGAAAGGUCCUCCGACAACGAGCGGGACCCGCAGAUCACGUCUCGUGAUGCAGUUCAGGCCUUGUUUCAGAGUUACGUGCUGGACCCGCUCCAGUUCUUCAUCCUCGGAGGCAAUGUCGCAUACAGUCUUUCCCCGGCAAUGCACAAUGCUGCUUUCCGCCACUGUGGCAUGAGCCAUACCUAUACCAUACCGGACUCGCCCUCGCUUGCAAUCAUGGACCGGUUGGGCAGGGAUUCGCAUUUUGGAGGGUCAAGUGUGGUUCAGCCUUGGAGAGUACAACUAUCACAUAAGCUUGCGGCGAAAAGCCGCCAUGUGGAGGCAAUCGGUGCGAUCAACACGAUCGUACCCCUGCGCGCCGGCCCUGAUGGAUCCAUGUAUCCUCUACAAGAGCAGGCGAGUCGGCGUAACCAGGCUGGACCUGUGCUAGGGUGGUACGGUGAGAAUACCGACUGGGUUGGCAUUAUGAACUGCAUCAACCGCAACCUCUCUCCACGCAAUGCCAUCAGCCCAUCGAAGACUACUGGGCUGGUGAUAGGAGCGGGUGGUAUGGCCCGCGCCGCUGUCUAUGCUAUGCUGCGGCUCGGAUGCCGUAGAAUCUUCAUCUACAACAGAACUUUAUCAAGAGCGGAAAGUGUCGCUCGCCAUUUCAACUCAUGGGCAGCCUCACAAGUGGACUCGACAGAAGUUGUGUAUGUGCUAAAGUCAUUGAAGGAUGCAUGGCCUGAGGAUGCCUGUCCGCCUUGCAUGAUCGCAUCCUGUGUGCCCGCGGACCGCGACCGCGAUGAACCGCCAGCCAACUUUGAAAUGCCUGUGCAAUGGCUGGGAAGCCCCACUGGCGGCGUAGUCCUUGAGUUCGCUUACAAGCCACUGGACACACCACUGCUGCGCCAGAUGCGUCGUAUUCGGACUGAAACCGGGCGCCCUUGGGUAUUAGUUGAUGGACUUGACAAUGUGGUCGAGCAAGCGAUACCCCAGUUUGAGCUCAUGACGGGACGAAAGGCACCCCGUCGCUUGAUGUUUUCAGAAGCCCUUCACAACUACGUUGGCGAGGAAGGUCACUUCGAUGACAAGACGAUCCAAGCCAGGCUCGAUCAUGUUCGGUAACAAUACCGGACUUGGGUGUUAGAGAGCAUAGCUGUAUUACAUCGCAUACAGAGGUUUUGAUGCUCCAUUUUGUGGCUGCGUGAAAUCAUGACCCUGAGCCGGUUCAGGGCCUUUUUUUUAGGGUGUCCUCGACGAAGCCGGUGCUGUGUCUGAAGGAAUCCAAACCAGGGAUAUCAGGGAUAUGUCUGGGGUAUUCUACGUUGUAGAGGAACUGAGAUGGGCACCAUUCUGCGAGGCA